Molecule: messenger RNA, 1212 nt
Organism: Thalassophryne amazonica
Lineage: Eukaryota; Metazoa; Chordata; Actinopteri; Batrachoidiformes; Batrachoididae
Exons: 5
Coding region: 23-688 (221 amino acids)
Source: RefSeq, a predicted model, not a curated record
GACAGACCACAGCGACCACAACAUGCCAUUCAAGAUCAGAAAAAGCAAGUUGAGACCUAUGCCUGCAUCUUCCCCUGCCCCACGUACCCUUACAGAAGAAUUGGAGACUGUCCCAGGACCUGCUGUGCCUGAUGAAGAGGACGCGGGGCCUUCGUCAGACUCUCAGGCUGCCCCACUCCAGGAGCAGACGAAGAGAAAAAGUCCAACUGCAGGUGAGGGGGAAAGACUGUACCCCUGGAGAGAAGGACACCAGGAAACCAUGGCAGCUUUUUGGCGCAACAAUCCACUGUUUUAUGACAAGGGACAACAACACUACAAGAACACAGCCAAGAAGAGACAACUGAUGCAGGAGUUGAUAGAGCGGAACCGUAUGGAGUGGGAGGAGAUCCACAGACCCGUACCAACUGUUCCUGGUGUCCGGACUGCACUUGAUCCUACGGAUGAUGAUGAUGAUGAUGAUGAGGAUGAGAUGGAGGAGGAGAAGAGGAUGAAGAUGAUGAUGAAGAGCAGAUUCUGCAGGGGACACAGCAGGAGAGUCAGCAGCCAUCCACCUCCCACACCAAGUCCAAGGGGAAGGGCACGAACAGGAGGUUGGCUCCACUGCCAGCAGCCACUCCAGAAGACACGCAGGAUGUGUCUGAGAUUGAGAUAUUGCACCAGGCCAGGAACCUCCUGGGUAGCAUCAUGACUCCAACAAAGACGCUGCAUGAGAGGAGGGUGAGGGACUUCUGCAGGUACUGGAGUCAGAGAUGCUCUCAUACCUGAGAGAGCAUGGGACCACUGCAGUGCCUCUGUUAUACAGUUGGUCCGGGGCUGCAGAAAUGCUGAGCUGCAGGGUCCCCAGUCCAUGUCCCUGCAGCAACCACUGCAGCAGAGUUACGGGGGCCUGUACCCGCAGCAGCAGCAUGGAGGAUAUGGUCAGCAGCCUGGUACCAGCCACCAGCCUGGCACCUCACCGCAGCAGCAGAGGCCCGGCAUUGUGGCUGAGACCGGGCCUGCCUUGGACUCUACGGAGCGGUAUGCUGAACGAUUGGAUGGGGUGCUACCUCUGAGCAAUGUAGACAACGUUAUGACCACAAGACAGAUAAUCAUCACUGGACAAGUUGAGGAGUUGGACUUCACUGGAACAAUAUAAUUAUUGACUUUCAUACAACACACAGAUCCACCUCCAGUCUAGUGUGGUGAACCCAAGUGAAAGCACGGGAGCAUCCA